AAAAGGGGGGAAAAGGAGGAAAAGGGGAACAGAAGGAGGGAAAAAAAGAGGAAAAAGGUAGGGAAAAGGGGAAGAAAGGAAAAGAAAAGGCUUGCUUGAAACUCUUGAAUCAACUUAAAAUCCCUCGUUCUGGGAUGCAUUGACGGAGUGACUCUGUCCUGAGCGUGGGGAAACUGAGGCACAGGAGCUGGCGGCUGAGCUGGGCUGUGAGCAGGACCUGUCCUGAGCGCUGCCACCCGGGAACUGGGGUCUGCGCGGCCUUUCCCGGUGCUUGGCACCGUGGAGACUUAUCGCUUUUACAUUCUUGUUAGUUUUGGAUACUCGGGGUUUGUGUCAGCAGAUAGACUCAUGUGAGUGGAUACUGCAAGCCAGGAAAACAGCCCGUGACAAGCUCCGUUCCAGUGUUCCUCCCAGCCCUGCUGCACAUGCUCUGCGCUGGGAGCCCCGUUUCCUUCCUUCCUUGUUUGUGUCCGUCCCUUUGAGGAUUUUUGGAACAAUGCUCAUUCAAUUUGCGUUUGGGAUUUUUCUGACUUACGGGAGCUGGCGUGAGCGCGCUGCUGCUGCUUCCUGUCUGUGCACUGGGGAAAUUCUGCUCGGGCUGACGGGCGGCGUGACCUCUUUCCCUGUGGUUUUGCAUCUCUGGUUUGGGCGAAUUUGGGUUUUCAAGGCUAGUUUUUUGCAGACCAAAUGCAAAGGAGUCGGGGGGGGGAGCGAUCAGGGUUCAGAGUGGGCUGUCGGAGUCUUACUGCUGAAGUGCAGCAAAUAAACGCGAGCUCGUUCUGCUGGGGGCACGGCGUGGGGGGACCGGUCCUGCUCUCGCUGGGCAGAUCCACACACGUGUGUGCAUGCUGUGAUGCUGUGAGCUAGUUGGAGCCUGCUUGAAGGUGGUGUGACUGUGCAGAGCCAGAGGAACACAGAAGAUUUUCUUGUCGCGUCAAGUUGAAUAGAUGGAGACCAUGGCUGCCAGCACAUCGCUCCCCGACCCGGCCGGCGAGUUUGACCGCAACGUGCCCCGUAUCUGCGGGGUCUGCGGGGACAGAGCCACUGGCUUCCACUUCAACGCCAUGACCUGCGAAGGCUGCAAGGGCUUCUUCAGGAGAAGCAUGAAGAGGAAAGCGAUGUUCACGUGUCCGUUCAACGGGGACUGCAAAAUCACCAAGGACAACCGGCGGCACUGCCAGGCCUGCCGGCUGAAGCGCUGCGUGGACAUCGGCAUGAUGAAGGAGUUCAUCCUGACCGAUGAGGAAGUGCAGAGGAAGCGCGAGAUGAUCCUGAAGCGCAAGGAGGAGGAAGCGCUGAAGGAGAGCCUGAAGCCCAAGCUCUCGGAGGAGCAGCAGAAAGUCAUCGACACGCUCCUCGAGGCCCAUCACAAAACUUUCGACACCACGUACUCCGACUUCAGCAAGUUUCGGCCCCCGGUGAGAAGCAAGCACACCAGCAGGACGGCAACGCACUCCUCCUCUGUCGUGUCCCAGGACUUCUCCUCGGAAGACUCCAAUGACGUUUUUGGCUCCGAUGCCUUCGGCGCAUUCCCAGAGCCCAUGGAGCCCCAGCUGUUUUCCAACCUGGACCUCUCCGAGGAGAGCAACGAGAGCUCCUCCAUGAACAUCGAUCUGCCCCAGCUCCCCAUGCUCCCGCACUUGGCCGACCUGGUCAGCUACAGCAUACAGAAGGUGAUCGGCUUCGCCAAAAUGAUCCCUGGGUUCAGGGAUCUGACCGCAGAGGACCAGAUCGCCCUGCUGAAAUCCAGCGCCAUUGAGGUGAUCAUGCUGCGCUCCAACCAGUCCUUCACCAUGGAGGACAUGUCGUGGACCUGUGGAAGCAAUGACUUCAAGUACAAAGUCAGCGAUGUCACCCAAGCUGGACACAGCAUGGACCUGCUCGAGCCGCUCGUGAAGUUCCAGGUGGGCUUGAAGAAGCUGAACCUUCACGAAGAAGAGCACGUGCUCCUCAUGGCCAUCUGCAUCCUGUCCCCAGAUCGCCCCGGCGUGCAGGACACCUCGCUGGUGGAGUCCAUCCAGGACCGCCUCUCCGACAUCCUCCAGACCUACAUCCGCUGCAGGCACCCCCCGCCCGGCAGCCGCCUGCUCUACGCCAAGAUGAUCCAGAAGCUGGCCGACCUGCGCAGCCUCAACGAGGAGCACUCCAAGCAGUACCGCUGCCUCUCCUUCCAGCCCGAGCACAGCAUGCAGCUCACGCCGCUGGUGCUCGAGGUCUUCGGCAACGAGAUCUCCUGAUUCCAGCCGCGGGUUUGAGCGCCCAUGAGUAAAGGGAUAAGUCAGCCUGGCCCCCUGGAGGCAGCGAGAGGAGGGCUGUGACCCUGGGAGGAGGUUGUACAUAGUUUGGUUUCACACUACUGCGGGGCCUGCUUUGUUUUCUUAGCCACGGUGGCUGAGGUUUGCUCGCUGCAGACCCAGAUCUGCGCAUUUCCCCCGCUCCAUGAGUGUUUUCUUCACUCAUCUGCAAGAGCUGACUUAUCCCUUUAUGGAUGUUUUGAGGCUGGGCUGCCUCAAAUCAGUUCUUUCUGACCAGAAACUGGGGCUGCUUGGAAGGAGAAGCUCAGGUUUUGCAGAUUCGUGGCACUGGGGAACCAUCGGUGACAUCUUUCGAACCUGAGGGACCCCUGCGCUCACCCCCCAUUUGGGUGAAAGGUGAUGCUGAUGGAAUUGCACACCCCAAAUCCCUGCAGGAAGAUGCUGGGGUCACUCCUCCAAGCCCCACGGACUCUGGUGAGAGGCCAGAGAGGGGAAACACCCAGGAACAGCCGGCCAGGCUGUGAUGUGCAUUCCCAACACUACUGCCACCCCGUGUCCCACAUCAGCCCCAUUACUGACAGCAUCCUGCAAGGGUGUUUUCACCUUAACGAGGCCGACCAGAGCUAAUGGGGCACGCUGAGGUUCCCCCUUCAGGAGGGGACAAUGGGAGCAGCACCACCAGGAGGACAGAUUUGGGACCCUGAAAUGCGGAGCAGCAGCGGGAGCUGAGUGCCUUGGUGGGAGCCCCGGCAGCACCGUGCCCAGGGACACACAGUGGUCACGAUCCCCUGCACGGACACCAGGGGACGGGGACCCUGCAGGCAACCGUGCCUGGGGACAGUGCCUGGGGAUGGGCGCUUCGCGGGGGGAACGUGGGGCCGUGGGGCUCCAGCUCCGUGCAAAUAAACGUGGCCUGGGACCAGC
This is a messenger RNA of Numida meleagris (helmeted guineafowl), 3179 nucleotides long. RefSeq names its product vitamin D receptor (gene VDR). Gene Ontology annotation, molecular function: nuclear receptor activity; vitamin D response element binding; zinc ion binding. Gene Ontology annotation, cellular component: nucleus. NCBI's taxonomy places the organism in Eukaryota, Metazoa, Chordata, Aves, Galliformes, Numididae. The transcript has 9 exons. The coding region runs from base 948 to 2237 and encodes 429 amino acids. Gene Ontology annotation, biological process: positive regulation of transcription by RNA polymerase II; multicellular organism development; cell differentiation. The record is from RefSeq and is a predicted model, not a curated record.